Messenger RNA from Closterium sp. NIES-67, 1426 nucleotides. Lineage: Eukaryota; Viridiplantae; Streptophyta; Zygnematophyceae; Desmidiales; Closteriaceae. The record is from the annotation of a GenBank genome assembly.
AAGGCUCUUUCGUACGGGAUGCGUUUGGAAAGAGGGAGGCUUGUUGUGAUUCUCCUUACCUUUUGGCCUAAGUCUGUGACUGAAUCUCUUACCACUUCAGUGAUCAAAAGUUCUGAGUUAGUCACAGAUCCUAGACAGGCUUUUCAGCUCACCCACUUGAGCUGUGUUUCCUAAGGAGGCUGAUCACCAUGACUCUGGAGACUGAGGUCAUCUCUCAAGCAACAUCCCCGUCCUCCAACUUCACAGCCGCCAUGUCCAGGGAAACGCCACUGUACUACGUCUGGCCGGCGACAGAGCCUCUCGUGCAGAAUUUCGAGUGGAAGGUCGAUGAGACGCCGGUGUCGAACCUUGUGUUGAUGCUCUGCACGUGUAUGGGCUACGUCGCGUUCAUUCUAGGUCUGAAAUGGUAUCGGACCAAGCACAAGAUGGCUCCAGUGAAUCUGGGCCUCCUCCCCGCCAUUCACAAUCUGAUCCUGUGCCUCUGGUCCCUGGCGAUGUUCUUGGGCAUCAUCCACGCAAUGCUUCUGGAUUCCGAGAUCAACAAGUACAACACCGGCAUGGGCAAGUAUACUUGGCUUCUCUGUUUCCCGUCGACUGUGAAGCCCGUCGGUUAUCUGUGGUUCUGGAGCUACAUUUACUACCUUAGCAAGUACUACGAGCUCCUGGAUACUGUCAUCCUGGUGCUGAAGAACAAGCCGCUAUCGUUCCUGCACGUGUACCACCAUGCAACCAUCGUCUUCCUCUGCUGGCUGUGGCUAACUAACUGUCAGUCGCUCCAGGUCAUCGCAAUCACCAUUAACACGGGGAUCCACGUCAUGAUGUACUUCUACUACUUCAUGCACAGCAUCGGCAUGCCUCCUCCUUGGAAGAUGUUUGUCACCAACAGCCAGAUCAUUCAGUUCAUGAUCGGCACUUUCGUCGCGUUCCCGCUGAUCUACUUCCACUUCACCCGACCUACUGGCUGCGCCGGAUUCGAGUCGUUCUGCUUUAACCUCUUCUUCAACUCCUCGCUCCUCUACCUCUUCGUCGACUUCCACAUUCGCAACUACGGGAAGGCCGCGAAGGCAGGCAAGGGUGGCAAGCGGGCCAAGAGGGAUUAAGUUAUUGAAGGCUCCCGUCCUCCUAAUGCUGGCAGUUGAUUGGACUGAGCGAGGUGGUCGAUACGUCCGGUGUAGCGUUAGGGGCUGGAGCUGCUAGCUGUCUCUUCACGCUUAGGGUUGAGCUGAAGUGGUAGCAUUUCAGUUGACUUGCUUAGGGUUUUCAUUCACGUGUGUCAACAUUGUGUUCAGUUUUGUCAGGUCACUUCAGUCACUCUUCCCCUCCUUCGGUGCGACGCUUAUUGCCAGCCAUAGCGGGGGUUCGUCGCAUACCUGCCGGUGCCUGUAUCUGAACCUCCUAACUGAUAGUUUCCGUUCACAGUCGUCAU